Hemiscyllium ocellatum (epaulette shark) is the source of this 678-nucleotide messenger RNA. RefSeq names its product histone H2A-like. Gene Ontology annotation, molecular function: DNA binding; structural constituent of chromatin; protein heterodimerization activity. Gene Ontology annotation, cellular component: nucleosome. Gene Ontology annotation, biological process: DNA damage response. The record is from RefSeq and is a predicted model, not a curated record. The transcript has a single exon. NCBI's taxonomy places the organism in Eukaryota, Metazoa, Chordata, Chondrichthyes, Orectolobiformes, Hemiscylliidae. The coding region runs from base 1 to 390 and encodes 129 amino acids.
AUGUCAGGUCGUGGUAAAACUGGAGGUAAAGGCCGAGCAAAGGCUAAGACCCGUUCCUCUCGAGCUGGUCUUCAGUUUCCAGUCGGUCGUAUCCACCGCCUUCUACGGAAGGGGCAUUAUGCUGAGCGGGUCGGGGCUGGGGCACCCGUAUACUUGGCUGCCGUCCUCGAGUACCUAACUGCCGAGAUCCUUGAGUUGGCUGGUAACGCGGCCAGGGACAACAAGAAAACUCGUAUCAUUCCCCGCCACUUGCAGCUCGCCAUCCGCAAUGAUGAGGAGCUCAACAAACUGCUCGGAGGAGUCACCAUCGCCCAGGGCGGCGUCCUGCCCAACAUCCAGGCCGUGCUGCUGCCCAAGAAAACCGGGCACCCCAGCAAGGUCUACGCCUGAAGUGGAGACGGAAUAAGGGGAAAUCAAAACUGCCACAGAAAGCAAAGGCUCUUUUCAGAGCCACCUACUUCUUUCCGGAAGAGCUUAAACUGAAUUGUCUUCAUACAAUCUUCGGCAUGUUUCCAUUACAGUGCAAUAUUUUAAAGUCUAUUUAUAGAGGAAACUUCUACAAACGCAAGGAUAACAAAUGCUGCAGGGCGGUGCCUGUCACGUUCAAUUAUGGCUUGAUGUAACCUCCAGACCAAAAAAAAGUAUUUAGAAAAGCAAUUUGUCAAAAAGUAACCAAAU